This is a messenger RNA of Acyrthosiphon pisum (pea aphid), 1390 nucleotides long. Its product is annotated as dynein heavy chain 10, axonemal-like. Bases 70 to 1347 code for a protein of 425 amino acids. Gene Ontology annotation, molecular function: dynein intermediate chain binding; dynein light intermediate chain binding. Gene Ontology annotation, cellular component: dynein complex. The record is from RefSeq and is a predicted model, not a curated record. Gene Ontology annotation, biological process: microtubule-based movement. NCBI's taxonomy places the organism in Eukaryota, Metazoa, Arthropoda, Insecta, Hemiptera, Aphididae. The transcript is spliced from 5 exons.
UAGGAACGUAAAAAGUAUAAUAAAUUUGGAUGGAGUUUACCAUAUAAUUUUGAAUAUUCUGAAUAUGAUAUGUGUCAACAAAUAAUUGCUAUAUUUUUGAAAAAAAGUAAGCCAGAUGAAAUACCUUGGACUUCAUUAAAGUAUCUAAUCGGUGAAAUCAUAUAUGGAGGAAAAGUGAUCGAUAGCUAUGAUCGCAGAAUUCUCUUGACAUACGUGGAUGAAUAUUUUGGUGAUUUUAUAUACAGUUCUUAUCAGCCGUUCAGCUUUUACAAUUGCAAAGAUUGUUAUAAGGCGGUAAAAUAUAAAGAGGUAGAAAGAAAAUUAUUUGAAAAUAAUGAACACAAUUUGAUAGAAGCAGUUAAUGAAUUGCCAAUGUCUAUUAACCCAACCGUUUGUGGAUUAAAUCCAAAUGUUUUGUUUGGAUAUCACAAUAAUUUGGUUGACAUUUUGUGGGCGGAUAUGAUAAAGUUGUAUCCAAGUGCUGAUACAAUUGAUGAUAAAAAUACUGAUUGGGAUAAAGUUGUACAAAAUACUAUUGAAGACAUUUUAAAAUCAUUGCCUGAACUUUAUAAUUUAAAUAAGGUGAAAAUGUUUUACGGAGAUAAAUGUUUUUCUCCUAAUAUUAUAGUUUUACUUCACGAACUCGAGAAAAUUAAUGCGUUAUUAUCCGUAAUAAGAAACACCCUAUCACAACUCUCAAAGGUAUUUCUGGGAAAAGUGGAAAUGAAUACGAUGUUAGAAGAAGUUUCAAUGUGUUUAUACGCUGGUCGUGUCCCAGAUUGCUGGAGUAAAUUAUCACCACAGACAGUUAAAUCAUUGCCAUGUUAUAUUGAACACCUUACGAAACGUACACUUCAAUAUUCCAACUGGAGCCAAAUCAGAGAACCUUUGGUCAUGUGGCUAUCAGGGUUACACUCACCGAAAUCGUAUCUAACAUCUUUAAUACAACUGGCAUGUAGAAAAUAUGGUUGGUCAAUUGAACACAGUAUGUUUUAUACAUCUGUUACUCAAUGGACUUGUGAAAGUGAAGUUCAGCGAGAACCAGAUGCCGGUUGUUACAUAACCGGAUUAUAUUUAGAGGGUGCACGUUGGGAUAUGAAUAAACAAUGCUUGACAGAAUGUACGUUUCACAAUACGCUUGAAAAUUUGCCAAUUUUGGCUAUUAUUCCUAUUGAAACUCGCCUGCUAAAAUUACCUAAGAGUUCAAUUACCAUACCAGUAUACGUGACUUCGAAACGAGGUCAUUUGAUGGACGAUAAUUGUGUAUUCCAAGCCAAUUUAAAUACAUUGGUGCAUAAGAGCUUUUGGAUUUUACGAGGAGUUUGUGUUGUUAUGAAUACUGAUUAAUUAUUUACUAUUAUCAAUAACAUAGAUUGUUUAUUAUUUUUUU